Messenger RNA from Cryptomeria japonica (Japanese cedar), 789 nucleotides. Its product is annotated as agamous-like MADS-box protein AGL29. The record is from RefSeq and is a predicted model, not a curated record. The coding region runs from base 1 to 789 and encodes 262 amino acids. NCBI's taxonomy places the organism in Eukaryota, Viridiplantae, Streptophyta, Pinopsida, Cupressales, Cupressaceae. Gene Ontology annotation, biological process: positive regulation of transcription by RNA polymerase II. The transcript has a single exon. Gene Ontology annotation, molecular function: DNA-binding transcription factor activity, RNA polymerase II-specific; protein dimerization activity; RNA polymerase II cis-regulatory region sequence-specific DNA binding.
AUGGGCAAGGUAAAAAUCCCUAUAAAAAGAAUAGAGAACCCAAAUGCCAGGCAGGUGUGCUUUUCCAAAAGGAGGAUGGGUGUCUUUAAAAAGGCAAGUGAGCUCUCCAUAAUGUGUGGAGCAGAGAUUGCAAUCAUAGUCUAUUCUCCAGCAGGGAAGGCCUUCACAUUUGGAAGUCCUGAUUUUGAUUUUGUGAUUGACAAGUAUCAAAACAUUCCCGUUUUUGUAAAUGAUAAGAAAGUUCAGAAAUCCUGGAGAGCAGAACAACAAUACAGCUCCUUACUGAGGGAGCUAGAUGUAGAGAAGAAACGCAAAGAGAAGCUGAAAAGACAAGAAAGAAAUGCACAAGUGGAUUCAUGGUGUAGAAGAGAUAUUGAAAAUUUAGAACUGCACCAACUGAGAGAGUUUGGUGAUUCACUGAAAGAAUUCAAGGAAAGAAUCAUUCAGGUUGUUCAAGAGAAAGAACAAAUGAAAUUUAGUAAGAAGGCCCUAGAUGAAAUAGAGGCUGAACUGAUGUCUGAAGAACAACCUUAUCAACCAGCUAUGUGGGGUGAGCAAGUACCUUUUAAUGCUCAGUCUGUAAUGGGUUCUUCUUCGAAUAAUGCAUCUGUGCAAGAUGGCAAGGAUUGGCCUUUCUUGAUGUAUGAAAAUACAUAUUUGCCUAAUGAAGGCAUUCCAUCCCAUUUGCUUAUACCACAUGAGAGCUGUCUUCCAUUGUCUCUUGAGAUGUCUGAGUUGCAAAGGGUGGUCAUGCCUGCAGACAACCGACACUUACUGUCUGAUGACUGA